CCCGGCGGAUGCUCGGGGCUGAGCACGGGGUGGGGGCCGCGCAUCCUCAGCGCGGGUUUGGGGUCCCAAAGCUGCUCGGUGACCCCCAAAAUCGGCCGGGUUUUGCUGGCCGGACCCCGGGAGGGGGGAGCUGGGGCAUGUGAUGGGAUUUUGGCUGUUACGUCACGGCUUCGUGUCCCUGCGUGUGACAAAAUCCCGCGGUGGCGGUGCGGGGGCACGGGGAGCGCAGCCCGGGCGGGGACCUUGGGGUGACAGCGCAACUUUGGGGGCCCGAAAGCUCGCGGGGAGCAGCGAUUGCUCCCCCAGCUCCUCGCUCCUUCCCUGUCGCCUUCGGGGGGUGGAUUGUCCCUCCGGAAGAACAUCCUGGGCCGGAAAAAUCCACCGGGAAAACGCACCUGGGUUGGGAUGCGGCGCCGGGAAGCGCCGGGCCCCGGCGGCGAGCGCUGAGGAUCCCUCUGGCUGUGCCACCACAGGGGACAUUCCAAGGUCACCCCAAGGUACAUCCCAAGGUCCUGAGGCCACCCAGGGAAGCUCCAAGAUGAUCCCGAGGAGAGCCCAGGUCACCUGCGCCGGAAUCGCCUUCGCCCUCUGCCUCCAGCACCUCGUCAGUGCCAUCGAGGUCCCCCUGCAUUCAAAUAUCCAGAGUGAAUUGCCCCAGCCCCCCACAAUCACCAAGCAAUCCAUCAAGGAUUACAUCGUGGAUCCCAGGGAUAACAUCUUCAUCGAAUGUGAAGCCAAAGGCAAUCCCGUUCCCACCUUUUCCUGGACACGGAAUGGGAAGUUCUUCAACGUGGCCAAGGAUCCCAAGGUGUCCAUGAGGAGGAUGUCGGGGACUUUGGUCAUCGACUUCCACAGUGGGGGCCGGCCCGACGACUACGAGGGCGAGUACCAGUGCUUCGCCAGGAACGACUACGGAACGGCCCUUUCCAGCAAAAUCCACCUCCGGGUUUCCAAGUCUCCGCUGUGGCCCAAGGAAAAGGUGGAUGUGAUCGAGGUGGAUGAGGGGGCCCCACUGAGCCUGCAGUGCAAUCCCCCCCCCGGCCUCCCGGAGCCCGUCAUCUUCUGGAUGAGCAGCUCCAUGGAGCCGAUCCCGCAGGACAAGCGUGUGUCCCAGGGCCACAACGGGGACCUUUACUUCUCCAACGUCCUGGCGCGGGACGCACAGACCGACUACAGCUGCAACGCCCGCUUCCACUUCACCCACACCAUCCAGCAGAAGAACCCCUACACCCUCAAGGUCAAAACCAAGAAGCCCCAUAACGAAACGUCUUUAGGAUAUUCCCCCGCCAUGUACCGCGCCCGAGGGAUCACGGAAACCACUCCCAGCUUCAUGUAUCCCUACGGAACUUCCAGCAGCCAGAUGGUGCUCCGAGGGGUGGAUCUCCUGCUGGAAUGCAUCGCCUCCGGAGUACCAGCACCGGACAUCAUGUGGUACAAGAAAGGGGGAGAGCUCCCAGUGGGCAAAACCAAGCUGGAAAACUUCAACAAGGCCCUGCGCAUCUCCAACGUGUCCGAGGAGGACUCCGGGGAAUAUUUCUGCCUGGCCUCCAACAAGAUGGGCAGCAUCCGCCACACGAUCUCGGUGAGAGUGAAGGCUGCUCCCUACUGGCUGGAUGAGCCAGAGAACCUGAUCCUGGCCCCCGGCGAGGACGGCAGGCUCGUGUGCCGGGCCAACGGGAACCCCAAACCAUCCAUCCAGUGGCUGGUGAACGGAGAGCCCAUUGAAGCGUCUCCCCCCAACCUGAGCAGGGAGGUGGCCGGGGAUACCAUCGUGUUCCGGGACACGCAGAUCGGCAGCAGCGCCGUGUACCAGUGCAACGCGUCCAACGAGCACGGCUACCUGCUGGCCAACGCCUUCGUCAGCGUGCUGGAUGUUGCCCCCCAGAUGCUGGGCCCCCGUUACCAGCUGAUCAAGGUGAUCCAGAACAACAGGACCCGCCUGGAUUGUCCUUUCUUCGGGUCCCCCAUCCCCACCCUGCGCUGGUUUAAGAACGGCCAGGGGAACACGCUGGAUGGAGGCAACUACAAAGCCCACGAGAACGGGAGCUUGGAGAUGUUCAUGGCUCGGAAGGAGGACCAGGGAAUCUACACCUGUGUGGCCACCAGCAUCCUGGGGAAAGCUGAGGCCCAGGUCCGCCUGGAGGUCAAAGACCCCACCAGGAUUGUGAGGGGACCCGAGGACCUGGUGGUCAAACGGGGCACCAUGCCCCGGCUCCACUGCCGCGUCAAGCACGACCCCACGCUCCGGCUCACGGUCACCUGGCUCAAGGACGAUGCCCCCCUGUCCCUGGGGAACAGGAUGAAGAAGGAAGAGGAUGGUCUGACGAUCUUUGGCGUGGCUGAGAAGGACCAGGGUGAUUACACGUGCGUGGCCAGCACGGAGCUGGACAAGGACUCGGCCAAGGCCUAUCUCACCGUGCUGGCUAAUCGCUUGAGAGAUUUUACCAAAGAACGACCUGACCAGCCCCGGGACUUGGAGCUGACAGACCUGGCCGAAAGGAGCGUGCGGCUGACGUGGAUCCCUGGCGAUGACAACAACAGCCCCAUCACAGACUACAUUGUCCAGUUUGAGGAGGACCGCUUCCAGCCGGGAGUGUGGCACAACCACUCCAGGUAUCCCGGGAGCGUCAACUCGGCCCUGCUGAGGCUCUCUCCGUACGUGAAUUACCAGUUCCGGGUGAUCGCCGUCAACGACGUGGGCAGCAGCGUGCCCAGCGUGCCCUCCGAGCGCUACCAGACCAACGGGGCACGUCCUGAAAUAAAUCCAACAGGAGUUCAAGGGGCAGGGACCCAGAAAAACAACAUGGAGAUAACGUGGACCCCUCUGAAUGCAACUCAGGCUUAUGGGCCCAACCUCAGGUACAUCGUGAGGUGGCGGCGGCGGGACCCGCGCGGGAGUUGGUACAACGAGACCGUGCGGAGCGCCCGGCACGUGGUGUGGAACACCCCCAUCUACGUCCCCUACGAGAUCAAGGUGCAGGCCGAGAAUGACUUCGGCAGAGCCCCGGAGCCCGAAACCUACAUCGGAUAUUCCGGGGAGGAUUAUCCCAAGGCUGCACCCACGGAUGUCAGGAUCAGAGUCUUAAACAGCACCGCCAUAUCUCUGACCUGGACCCGGGUGCACCUGGACACCAUCCAGGGACAGCUCAAGGAGUACAGAGCCUAUUUCUGGAGAGACAGCAGCUUGCUGAAGAACCUGUGGGUCUCCAAAAAACGGCAAUUUGUGAGUUUUCCUGGAGACCGCAACCGGGGCACCGUGUCCCGGCUGUUCCCUUACAGCAACUACAAGCUGGAGAUGGUGGUCACCAACGGCCGAGGGGACGGGCCCCGCAGCGAAAUGAAGGAAUUCCCCACCCCUGAAGGAGUGCCCAGCUCCCCCAGGUACCUGCGGAUCCGGCAGCCCAACCUGGAAAUCAUCAACCUGGAGUGGGAUCACCCUGAGCAUCCCAACGGGGUCAUCACGGGAUACACCCUCCAAUACAAGCCCUUUAACGGGUCACGGAUGGGCCGGACGGUGGUGGAGAACCUGUCCCCCAACCAGACAAGGUUCACCCUGCAGAGGUCAGACCCCAUCUCCCGCUACCGCUUCGUGCUCCGCGCCCGCACCCAGGUGGGAGAGGGAGAGGCCCUGACGGAGGAGUCGCCGGCGCUGCUGGAUGAAGCCACGCCAAGCCCAGAGGCAACUGGGCCACCUCCAACCGCAGUGGAGGAAACCAGUCCUGAAACCAGUCCUGAAACCAGUCCUGAAACCAGCCCUGAAACCAGUCCUACAAUCAGCCCUACAAUCAGCCCUACAACCACCCCAACCACCACCGACACCACAACCACCACAACCACCACAACAACCACCACCACAACAACCACCACCACCACCAGCGCCGCCAGCACCGCCGCCAGCACCAGCGCCGCUGCCGAGAGGGCUCCGGCAGCCACGACCAAGCACGAGUUGGCCGCCAAUGGAUCGUCCAUAUGGGACAUCAGAGCCAUGGCGAACAGUAACUGGGCAAACAUCACCUGGAGCCACAAUUUCUCGGCAGGAACUGACUUUGUGGUUAAGUAUAUCACCAGUAACAAGACAGAGAAAUCAAUCCCCGUUAAGGCUCAGGGCCCGUCCUCGGUGCAGCUGGCGGAUCUGACGCCGGGGAUGAUGUACAAGCUGUGGGUGUUCCCCAUAUGGUCCCACCCCAGCGAGCACUCGUACAUUACCUUUACCACCAGCUCAGCCUACACCAAGAACCAGGUGGACAUCGCCACGCAGGGCUGGUUCAUCGGCCUCAUGUGCGCCAUCGCCCUCCUCGUGCUCAUCCUGCUCAUCGUCUGCUUCAUCAAGAGGAGCCGCGGCGGGAAGUAUCCAGUGCGGGACAACAAGGACGAGCACCUCAAUCCCGAGGACAAGAACGUGGAGGACGGAUCCUUCGACUACAGGUCUCUUGAAAGCGAUGAAGACAACAAACCUCUUCCCAACAGCCAGACCUCGCUGGACGGGACGAUAAAGCAGCAGGAGAGCGACGACAGCUUGGUGGACUACGGAGAAGGGGGCGAGGGGCAGUUCAACGAGGACGGCUCCUUCAUCGGCCAGUACACGGUCAAGAAGGACAAGGAGGAGACCGAGGGCAACGAGAGCUCCGAAGCCACGUCCCCCGUCAAUGCCAUUUAUUCCUUGGCAUAGCAAAAACCGCCGGGAAAAGCACCCACAGCCCGAGGGGUUCGGAGCGGCCGGGGGUUCCGCUGGCAGCUGCCGCCACCGCUGCCUCCGACAGGGAAGGGAACCAAGCAGGGACUAAAAACCACAAAAAUAGAGAAAAAAAAUUAAAAAUAAGGAAAAAAAAUAAAAAAAAAAAAAAAAGGGAAAAAAGAAAAAAUUCCAAGCAACCAGGCAGCCCAGGCGGCCGCCGAUGCCAUUUAUCCUUAGCAAAUGAGCCAACGGCAAAGGACGCGCGGGGCGGGAGCGGGAGCUGGAGCGGGAAUUGGGGCUGGGCUGGAGCGGCUGGAGGAGAGGAGAUGCUUGAGCUGCUCCCCAGUUUGGGGCUGCACCCCAUUUUUGGGGCUGCUCCUCAGUUUGGGGCUGCACCCCAUUUUUGGGGCUACUCUUCAGUUUUGGGGCUGCACCCCGGUUUUGGGGUUGAUCUCCAGUUUAAGGUUGCUCCCCAGUUUUGGAGCUGCUCUCCAGUUUUUGGGGUUGCUCCCCAGUUUGGGGCUGCCUCAGGGCCAGCUCGGAGGGGCCCCGUGCUGGGCUCGGCUCCCCGAGGCUUUAUUUGUUCUUUUAAGAGGGAGCUCCAAAUUUUUGGGUUUCAUUUUUCCAGGAAGGUUCUGGAUCAGAGGGGAGGGGGAAAAGAAAUCAAAGAAUGUGGGGGAGGGAAGAGCGGUGAGAGGGGCCUGGGCAGAGCAAAGGCACGGAAGGAGGAAAGGGGUGGAUUUUGGGGUGAAAACACUGGAUUAUUGAGCCGUCCAUCCUCACGGCAGCACCUUGCCCAUAACCUCUCCCAAAAACCCCUCCUUCCUGAAAAAACCUAUGCAGGGAAGAACAGGUCCCCACCACCUCCCUCAGCACCGGGGUUUGUCCAUGCUGAGGCUGGGAAAACCCACAGGGAGUUCGUCCCCCAUUCCCACCGGGCUCUGGAGCGUCCUGGGAGGAGAAGAGGUUAUGGAGGAAUCUGUGGGGUUUGUGGAAGGACAGGGAGGAGCCUCUCCCCCGCCGAGCCCGGGGUAACAGCACUGCAGAAAAACUUUUUUGGGUUUAAAUUUGCUUUGUAGGGAUUUUGGGGGGAGCCACCCCCCCACCCCACGCCUGCUUUCUUUUCAAGGCAACUCCAUAAAUCCUAUGUAGCAAAGAGGGCCUGGAAGCAGGAGCGGGAUCAGGAUAGGACGAGGAGACCAGAAUGAUUAACAGAAAAAUAAUCCAAGCCAGUUGGUGAGGAUGGAAAAACCCCCUGGGAUCGGGUGAAGGAUUCCCUGAAGGAUUCAGGGCCGCACCGCAAGGAAGAAACACCGGACUGGAAUCCACACCUCCGGAGGCACCGGGAUGAGCCGGACGGACGCUGUUUUUCCCACCAAACCCCUUCCUCCUUUCUGACAGUGGCCUUUCCCCCCUCCAUCCCUCAGCCAAGCCACCGUGGGACCCCCGUCCCACCUGGAGACUCCCAGGAUUUCAGCGACCCCCCUGAGCACUCCCUCACAUGCCUUACACAGCUUGAGACUUCCCGGGGAGUCACUCCAAGGAUGCUCUUCCCGCUCCGCUUCCACGCCCCCGAUGGCCUCGGAUCCACCCAAGCAGUAGGAAUAGGAUAUCUGGGAGCGUUCCCGGCUCUCCCAGCACGGAUCAGGGUAGAAGGCAGGGGUUCCUAACAGACUGCGUCCCGUGGAUCUUCCCACUUCCUGCACUUUUGAAACCAAAGGUACCUUCGCGGAGAGAGAGAGACAGAUUGGGUUUCUUUCGGAAAAGAUGGAUUUUCAGAUGGAUUUUCCUUUUGUUACUUUUGUUUUUCUGAGGAGGAUGGAGGGGUUUUUGGAUGGGAUGCAGCGGGAUUCGUGCAGUUCUUCUUCCUGCUCUGGAGACACAUCGGUGACAGGGAUACUCCCACUGCUAUGGAUUGUGGAGAGGGACUUUGCCACAUCCCGAUGGAUCCCGGGAAGAGCCCGGACCGGGCCGACGAGAGAUGGAUGCAAAUUAAUCCAAUGCAAAUGCCUUCCUUAAAAUAAUAAUUAUCAUUUAUCUUGGUUGUCUUCUCUGAUAGGUCAAACGUGGGGUGAAGAUGGAGUUCAUGGGGUUGGAUUUGGGGACCUUAAAAGGUCCCUUCCCACCCAAAUUGUUCCAUGAAACCAACGGCAAAGGAAUUCCAGGGUUUAGGUUGGGGUCAAGAGGCAGAGCCCCCUCCCAGAGCUGGGGGAGCUGUCCCAGGGAUGUCCCUUGUCCCCUCCAGCCGUGUCUCCUGGCAGGGACAGCCCCAGUGUGACCCUCAGUGUGGACACAGCAGCGCCCCGAUCCCACUCUUGCCCAUCCCAUUUGGGACAGCAGCUCCCGGAAUUCCAUCCAGCUUUUAGGCAAACACCCCCCAGGCCAAAGGUGACACCGCCCCUGGGCACGGGGACAAUCCCAUUCCCACCCCAUUCCAACUCCCGGUUGAGUUUGGGCACCUUCCCGCCCAAGCACUGCUGGAAAUGAGGAGAGGAACAAAUCCAGCCUCUGGAUCUGGGAUCUUCCCAGCAUUCCCAGUCCUCUCUGCUUUGUGGCCCAGCUGACAGGGACCACAAACCAUCUCCAAACCUCCGGGAAUUUGGCCGGGAUUGCUGGAAGCAGGUCUGUGUCGGGUAUCCAUGAUGUGCCAUUCCCAUUAAAACCCGUGUUCCCGAGCCGCCUCAUCCCUGAGGAAACCUCGCAGCAUCCCUUUGGAAAUGGAGGAAUGGGAAGGAGCUGGACUCUGCCCAACCUUAUCCCAAAUUCCCUCAUAAAAUUCCCAGUCCUACCCCCAGGGUACUUUGAGUAAUGAGAAGAGGGAGGAGAUGCAGAGGUGGAAGAACAACUCGGUGGAAGUUACUCACAGCCCUGUCUCAGCUCAGUGUAAAAAUUACUCAACAUUUUUAAGGUUUAGCAGAAAUUUUGACGUUUCUUCAGAACUUCCCCCCUGGAGUUUUGGAGCCCAAAGAAAAUUCAGGUUAAAAACUCAUCCCGAGCUUCUCAUCUGUUACUCCUUUGAGUAAAGUUCGAGGUUUGCAUGGGGAGCAAAGCCCUGACCCCAAACCUUCCACAGCGCUCGCAGGGUGACCCCACAGAUCCCAAAAAAACCAGACAGGGCUGGGAUGAACCCACACCGUGUCCUGGGAGCAUCCUUGGAGCAGGAGAUGGAUGGAGAAUCCACACGAGGAUUUGUGGUGCCGAGGGGCUUUCCCCGCCCUGAUCCCGAUCCCGCUCCCUGGGAGCUGCUCUGCUGCUCCUUCCCCUCUCCAGAGGGGACAUCCCGGCCACCUCCUGUCCUGCUUGCUGUAGUGACCCCCAGGACGAGCAGGGAUGCUCCCAUUCCCACCACAGGGACAACGAUCCCUCCCUGGGAUCUGCACAGCCUCUCUGGGAACACUUCCAGUUUUCCAGAAGAAAUAACCCUUCCUUCAUCAAGGGUUUAAAUUAGGAGCCAACUUCUAAUUCGUAAAUAAAAAGGGAAGAGCCAGACCCCAAAUUCCAACACCAGACCCCAAAUUCCAACACCAGACCCCAAAUUCCAGCACCCUCAGGAGCUGAGCUCUACCCCAAACGUGCAGAUUUGUCCUGUUCCUACAACAUUCCGAGCCAACACCUCAUCCAUGUCCUGGAGAUGAAUCCAGGGACCUCCCUGGCACCCAGCCUUGGGACAGCCGACAGAAAUGCCAGGAAUUCGGGAUACGAGAGGAUACUGCUGUUCUUCCCAGAUCCGGAGGCUGCUCCCGUUCUCCCUGAGGUGACGUCGCAGCUGGAGGCACAAAACCAGCGGGAAAAGCCGGAAUUUGGGUCCAAACCCUGAAAUCCUGCUGGGAGAAACCCAACCGGACACCAGGACAUGCUGUCCCCGCUGCCAGCAUUGCCCUCCUGGAGGUGACAGAUCCCAAAUCCAGGUGUCACCUUGGAUCUGGGAGAUCCAGCAGGAUCUGAGGGACAGCAGGUGGAGAAGGGAGGAGCUGGGCAGUGUCACCCAAGGCCACCACAGAGCUCAUUCCAGCCAUGCCACCAACUUUUCCUGGCACAUCCCAACGCCACCACCCAUCCUGGCACAUCCCAAACCCUCUCCUCGUCGCACAGGUCCCAGCAGAGCUGCGAGUGCCACCUGCGACGUCACCUCCUGGGCCCAGGCUUUCCGUGUACCUGCAGCAACCAAGAUUUCAGUUAAGCAAUAAAAAAAAAGAGAAAACCUUAUUAAGGAAAAGAAAAACCAAACAAAAAAGGACAAAAAAAAAAAAAAAAAAGAGACACCUCCGACUUCUUGCACUAAAAGCUGUUUUAUUAACGAGAAUAACGACGCUUUCCUGGUCCUCACGACGCCACCCACGGCAUCAGUAGCGCCCUUCGCCUGUGUCUCCGUGUCCUCGCAUCGGGCGUUGGGGUUUGGUUGUUCGACGCUGUCUAAACCCCGUGUCAGACCCCCAAAACUCCGUGUCAGAGCCCUAAAUUCCACGUCAAACCCUAAAAAGUCUGUGUUGAACCCCAAAAUUCCGUGUCAAACCCACGAAAUCCUGUGUCAAACCUCCAAAUUCCACGUCAAACCCACAAAAUCCUGAGUCAAACCUCCAAAUUCCACGGCAAACCCCCCAAGUCCCGUGUCAGCCCUCAAAAUUCCAUGGCAGACCCCCAAAAUUCCAUGGCAACCACCCAAAAUUCCAUGUCAAACCCCCAAAUUUCCAUGUCAGACCCCCAGACCGAAGUCCGCCCUCCCAAAUAUCAUUCCCAAUGUCCGUUCCUCCCGCUCACAUCCGACAGAAAGUCCCGGGACUGUUUUGUUUUAAUUUAAUUUGUAAAUAUCUCGCGCUCCGUCCGUCCUCUCUGUCCAACCUCCCGGCUGGUCUCAAGUAUUCCGUGUAUUUAUUUGCCUUUUUUUUAAAAGCAAAAAAAAAAGCAAAAAAAAAACCCCAAAAAAGCGAAGGAAAAGGAAAAAACAAACCCACCACCUUUGCGUUAACCCCACCUGUUCCAGUGAGAAACGUGAAGCUGAGGCUGUAAAAAUUCAGUUUCCAGCAAGAUUUAUGGACUGGAAGGGAAAAAUAAAAGGGUUUAAUUUAAGGACUUCUAAACCGACUGCAUGAGAGAUGAGAGAAGGCCAAACUACUCAGAUUUCUUUUCUUUUUCUUUUUUUUUCUUUUUUUUUUUUUUUUUUUUUGAAUCACUGGAAAAAAAAGAAAAGGCUGGAUUUUUUUGUAUAGAGAAAACACUAAACAUAUAAUAAAACAUGGUUCAAAAUC
Messenger RNA from Corvus hawaiiensis (hawaiian crow), 9921 nucleotides. It is a transcript of the gene NFASC, whose product is annotated as neurofascin. The record is from RefSeq and is a predicted model, not a curated record. The transcript is spliced from 33 exons. The coding region runs from base 143 to 4669 and encodes 1508 amino acids. Gene Ontology annotation, biological process: brain development; cell-cell adhesion. Gene Ontology annotation, molecular function: cell-cell adhesion mediator activity. NCBI's taxonomy places the organism in Eukaryota, Metazoa, Chordata, Aves, Passeriformes, Corvidae.